Molecule: messenger RNA, 2897 nt
Organism: Brienomyrus brachyistius
Lineage: Eukaryota; Metazoa; Chordata; Actinopteri; Osteoglossiformes; Mormyridae
Product: ubiquitin-conjugating enzyme E2 G1-like
Exons: 6
Coding region: 156-668 (170 amino acids)
Biological process (GO): proteasome-mediated ubiquitin-dependent protein catabolic process; protein polyubiquitination
Molecular function (GO): ubiquitin conjugating enzyme activity
Source: RefSeq, a predicted model, not a curated record
UUGGUCGCUCUGCGCAUGCGCGAGUAGCAGUACAGUAGAGUAAAACUGAGGAAAAGACGGACCUAGGCUCUUGCUAUUUUAUUUAUUUAUCUGUCGUGUCUUUGCCAGCUACUAGAGUACAUUUGCCAUUUCGGUGUUAUAAAAGUGCAAAAACCAUGACGGAGUUACAGUCAGCCUUACUACUCAGACGACAGCUAGCAGAGUUGAAUAAAAAUCCAGUGGAAGGUUUCUCUGCAGGAUUAAUAGAUGACAACGAUCUCUAUCAGUGGGAAGUUCUAAUCAUUGGCCCGCCAGACACACUUUACGAAGGUGGUGUGUUUAAAGCUCAUCUCACAUUUCCAAAAGAUUAUCCACUUCGUCCACCCAAAAUGAAAUUUGUCACUGAUAUUUGGCAUCCUAAUGUGGACAAGAAUGGUGAUGUGUGUAUUUCUAUUUUGCACGAGCCUGGGGAGGACAAGUACGGGUACGAGAAGCCGGAGGAGCGCUGGCUUCCCAUCCACACUGUAGAGACCAUCAUGAUCAGCGUGAUCUCCAUGCUGGCGGAUCCUAACGGUGACUCCCCUGCUAAUGUAGAUGCAGCAAAAGAGUGGAGGGAAGACAGACACGGCGAAUUCAAAAGGAAAGUUGCUCGUUGUGUAAGAAAAAGUCAAGAGACUGCUUUCGACUGACGUUUGUUCAACACCUAGUAGCUUCAGUUUUCAGGGUCUCCGAUUGACAAGCAGCGUGGCACUACCUUGAUGGACUCUCCCCACUUAUUGCCAGAUUUGCCCUAGUGAGCUAUGGCUGACCCAGGCUGGCAAAACAGGCUGUGAUAGAACACAUUGCCACAAUGACAUGAACUCUGACUGAAACGCACAACAAGUGCCAACUUAAAAGCAAGUGGAAAAAAAGACAGUUUCUGAAGUCCAGUGAUUUACUUCAAUUUUCAGGAAGAAUGGGAAACACCUGUACAUAGCACUGAUAUAAAAUGUUAUAUACGAACUGUUCAUAUUCACACAGGAACAUCUAGUACCAAAUAAACAGCACUUCUGUAGUCAUCACAUGGGCGUUGCACACUUCGGUGGAUUUUGGUGCCCUUUCCCUCACCCUCCAUAAUCCAGUUGCAUCAGUGUGAUUUUUAUGUGUUGUUUUGAACAUAAGCCUUGUAAUAGGAUUAUAACAGAAAAAUUGGUUAUGGCUCUCAUUAGCGACUAAUAAUAUGCCAGACUGAUUGGCUCUGAAAUUAUGAUCUCAGUCAUCCUGAUUUUUGCAUGUGUACCCUUUUCUUAUUAUCAUAAAUGUUGGAAAUGAAAUGAUUGGUAACCCACUUUGAAGCAUUUUUGCGUGUAAUCCUCUGCUGCUGGCUUCCUUAAACCAUUGGAAAAAGAGGGAACGUGAUGAUUCCUUGGCUGUGCUUAGCUGCACCUGAUUGGAUUGGUGGCUUCAACAUGGCGUGCUGUCAGGUCCGGGUGCUUCAGAUGGCCUGCUCAUGUCGUGUUGCAUGCUCCUCUUGUCAUUUCCUUUUCUUUAGAUUUAUUUUUACUAAUGUGCCCUCCCCCCAAAAGUGCCUCUCUUUGCUUGGUAAAUGCAUUGUAAUUAACAUAACUUCAGGGUAAAUAAAUCAACAGUGUCCGUUACUAGGCACACUGUCCCAUAACUUUUUCUACGAUUUGUGCUCCAAUUAGAAUGAGCUGGUAUAUUAAAAUGGCCAUUUGGUGUAGCAAUAAUACAAACACACACAUAAAUUUCCUAAGCAAAUGGUGCACUUUCCCCUGUAUCUGUGCCAUAAAACUGGAUUUGGGAUACCUGAUAUAUAGUGUUGUUUUCACUGGUGCCCAUUUGGGCUUCAUGAACCAUGUGUUUCCUCUUUGAUUCGCUUUCACAUUUCUGGGUUAAAUUACCACAGCAAUGUAAGUAUGUAUUGAUGUUCAGAAGUAUUUGCAGUUUUUUUUCCUUUUGGAUGGACUGCUACAGGUUUCAUGCAUAAUGUGCAAAACAAAAGUGAUGUAUAUUUUUGAUGCUAUGGAAAUUGGCCCCCUCUGUGUAGUAAGUUCUUCCAAAAUAUAAUUUCUGUAAAUUCAAUCAUUUUUGUUAACUUGUGUUAUCAUCACAACCAUGAUAAAUAGGAUGGAUGGAUGGAUGGAUGGAUGGGUUUUUUUAUGAUACAGCAAAAGCUACUGCUAUGAGAAUGUUGUAAUUUGACUUGGAUGAAAUCCAUUACUAAACUUUGCAUGCCUUUAUUGAUCGGACGGAUGAAUUGAUGUUCUGUGACAUGAGUGGAUUCAUUUUUUCCAGCAGUGAAAUGUUUUUGUGGAAUAGGACAUUGUUUACAUAUGAUGUUAGAUAUUCAGUGAAAGAUUGACCAAGAUGCAUUUAAAGGUAAAUUUUUUAUUUCAAGAUUUUUUUUGCCAUAAUUGUGAUGUCUUAAAGGGAUAGUCCACCCUUUGUAAUUUGACAGAUGGGUAUAGGUUCAUAUUUAGCUUUGGUGCAGCAGAAUAUUUGCAGAUGUAUUUAUUCUAGUUUUGGAUGCUGUUUCAUAUAAUGUAUUUUUUCGUAACAUCUGUAGCAGAAAUUUUAGACCAUUAACCACAACACUGUUUCCAGAAUGAUCAGUCAACGUUAUGAAAUACGGACUAUAUAAAUGACAUCAUUAGAUUCUACUGUCAUGGGGUGCAUAAAAAUAAGUAGCAGUUAAUCACAAGCCAUUUCAUUCUGCUUUUGUUCAGCAGGGGGCAGUGCUGUCCUCCCUUUUCCAGGUAUAACAAAAGCAUGUGGGACAUUUAUUCUCAGAAGACCAGUCCUCUUGGCACAGAACAUCAUGGCUAUUGUCUUCUGCUCUUCUGUUAUUCGUAUAGGAAAAUAUUACCAAUGAUCUUAAGUUUGUGAGUCAGCCUGUACAAUAAAGGUAUUCACCUGUA